This is a messenger RNA of Drosophila miranda, 1577 nucleotides long. It is a transcript of the gene ND-51L2, whose product is annotated as NADH dehydrogenase [ubiquinone] flavoprotein 1, mitochondrial. Bases 17 to 1438 code for a protein of 473 amino acids. The record is from RefSeq and is a predicted model, not a curated record. NCBI's taxonomy places the organism in Eukaryota, Metazoa, Arthropoda, Insecta, Diptera, Drosophilidae. Gene Ontology annotation, molecular function: 4 iron, 4 sulfur cluster binding. Gene Ontology annotation, biological process: mitochondrial electron transport, NADH to ubiquinone. The transcript has a single exon.
UACCUAUCAAUCAGGAAUGACUUUUCGUGUUUCGUAUAUAAAUAUGUUUCGGAAGAUUAUAGAGCUAAAUCGACUGCCCGGGCUGACGCAAUGGAGACGGUCAUUUGUUGCAGGCAAGAAUGUUCCUCCAAAGUCAUGCCUGACGAAUGAGAAGACGACCUUCGGGCCGCUGCACGAUUGCGACCGCGUCUUUCAGAACCUCUACGGACGCCACGAUUGGCGCCUCAAAGGCGCCUGCAAACGAGGGGACUGGUACCACACCGCUGUGCUGCUGGAGAAGGGGUCCGACUGGAUAAUGGAGCAGGUGUGCCAGAGCGGGCUUCGCGGACGAGGAGGCGGCGGCUUCUUCUGCGGGAACAAGUGGAACUUCCUUCGCUCUGCCGAGUCCAAGGAGGACAAGGUCCUCGUCAUGAACUGCGCCGAGGGCGAGCCGGGGACGUGCAAGGACCGCGAGAUCAUUCGCCAUGAGCCGCACAAGAUAAUUGAGGGCUGCCUGCUGGCCGGCUUUGCUAUGGGCUGUAAUCGGGCCAUCAUCUACGUGAGGAACCGCUUCUACAAUGAGGCGUGCAAUCUGCAGUUCGCCCUGGCCGAGGCGUACCGCUACGGACUGCUCGGCCCCAGCGCCUGCAACACGGGCAUCAAGUUCGACAUCCUGGUCCAGCGAGGGGAUCGCUACCUCUGCGGCGAGGAGACGGCGCUGGUUAAGUGCCUGAUGGGCAAGAUCGGGAGGCCGCGCAGGCGACCGCCCUUUCUCACCGAGCAGGGAUACUUCUCGCAUCCCUGCGUGGUGAUCAAUGCGGAGUCCAUUGCAGUGCUGCCCACAAUCCUGCGCCGAGGAGCCUCGUGGUGGGCCGACCUGGGGCGCUCCUACAACUCGGGCACCAAGCUCUUCAACAUAAGCGGACAGGUGAACAGUCCCUGCACCGUCGAGGAGGAGAUGUCGAUGCCGAUGCGCGAUCUCAUCGAAAAGCACGCGGGAGGAGUGCGCGGCGGCUGGGACAAUCUCCUGGCCAUCUUCCCCGGCGGCCUCUCCACCCCUCUGAUCAACAAGCAGGUUGCCGGGGAGGUGCUGAUGGACUUCGAGUGCCUGGAGGCGGCCGGCAGCAGUCUCGGCUCUGGCGCUCUGAUCGUCGUAAACAAGCAGAGCGACCCCCUCCAGGUCAUGCUCCGCUCCAUCCAGUUCUACGAGAAGCACACGUGCAAGCAGUGCACCUAUUGCCGUGACGGAGCCAUCUGGCUGCCCGAGUUGUUCGACCGCUUUGUCAAGGGCGAGGCCCACCCACAGGAGAUCGACUGGACUCUGGCCAUAGGGAAGAAGAUUAAGGACAGCAAUCCGAUCUGCGGCUUAGCCCAGGGACAGGUCAACAUAGCCGUCAGUCUGGUCGACAAUUUCAGACCGUACAUCGAAGAUCGCAUUCUCCAGUUCAUCAAGGAUUGACGUACCUACCAACCACAUACUUAUAUAUUUUUUAGCUCUGAAUGCCCAAGUUCUAAAUCGAAACCCACUGUUCGGGUUAAAUUGGUUUCCAUAGCCGUUAUUAUAUGAUUAUAUGUGUACGAGUAGUCCGUGGAAAGUA